Molecule: messenger RNA, 1149 nt
Organism: Trichobilharzia szidati
Lineage: Eukaryota; Metazoa; Platyhelminthes; Trematoda; Strigeidida; Schistosomatidae
Source: the annotation of a GenBank genome assembly
AUGAAUUAUUGUUGGGGUUUAUUUGGUGUUGCAUUACACAUAUCCUCAUUGUACAAGGCACCUGGGCGACUACAUAGAAGCUUUCAAACUAUUGGUACAAUAUCAUAUAGGAAAUUUCUACCGAUUUAUUCAACUAACUUGUCAAAGCAUACUGGACGAGGACGUCGUCAUUCCGACGAUAAAGAUGAAGAUGAUGACGAUAGUUCAGAUGAAGAAUUUCCUGAUGAGUCGGAUACCAGUACCGAAUCAAAUGAUCCAUAUUAUUCAGAAGACGUUGAAUUCAAUCCAAAUUUUAAACAGAUAUCAACAUGCGUUAAAUCAUUACGUUUUGAUAAAAUUAUUCGUGUAGGCCUAGGUAUAACACAGAGUGCAUGUGAUAAUGCAUUCUUUUCUAGUCGAUUUCGACUAAAUGGAGCAAAACUUCUUAAAUUGGGUACUAAAGUUUAUGCAGGUGACAAAUUAGAUAUGAUCAUUGAAAAUGGAGAAGAACCUGUAGACGUUGAAGUCAAUCAAUCUCCGCCACCGAAUGAUCCAGAUGUUGAAAAGCAUUGGAACAAGUUAUUGUUGGAGUUAUCAGGAUUGGAGUUUUGUUUUUCAAAUUCAUCAAAUAGUCGACUUGUAGCAGAAUCGUAUGAAGGUGCACAUGUUCUACGUGGAUUAGACAAUGAUCAACGGAAUACAACCAUCAUUUCACAUGCAAUUUACUUGCCUUUAGUAAUAUAUCCUAAUGCAGAAUUUAUUUAUCAUGUACCGUAUCUGCUGACAGCUCAAAUGCGUGGUCGUCAUAUCGGUAUUCAAGGUCAAUUGGCUUUACAAAGAUUAAAUAUCUCCUUCACAAUACCUUCAGUUCAAAUUGAAAAAAAACAUGAAAAUCUUGGAUCCAAUUUCGUACCGAUACAUUUGAAAGCUUGUGUAACGUUUACUGCAACACAGGAUAUAUUCCCUCAAACAUUACUUCCUAGAACAUGUAAACCAAAUUCUCUGAAAGGUGAUACAUCUGCACGGAUAAGUUUUCUUGAAUGGUCUAAACGAAGUGAUGUUUUCGACUCAAAUCGAUGUUAUACACGUACUCGAAUACAAACUGAAUUCCAUGUUGCUGCACAUCUUCUACCGCGUUUGAAAGAGGUUCGAGUGUUUAAAAAAAAAUGA